AUGACUCCAAAACAACAUCAACAUUUGUUCAUCCUUCUCCUCCUCACCAUCAACAUCCUAAUAAUCACCACCACGUCACAAGCCCGCCGCGGUUAUCGUCCAAACCUACAACUAAACGACAUAACAGUAAUAGUUCGAAACGACAUUAAUGAAGGUGAUAGCAGCAUCUCCAUACACUGCUACUCCUCGGAAGACAAUAUCGGGACCCACAACCUCUCAUAUGGCUCGGCCAUCCGUUGGAAAUUCAAAGUGAACUUGUGGGGGACCACGAAGUUUUGGUGCGACUUCAACACGAAGCAUGGCUCGGGAAAUUAUGGUGUGUACACGAGAAAGGUGCACGGUCGGUGUGGAGACGUGUGCGUGUGGAUGAUACGAGCAGAAGGGCCGUGUCUACUUCAAACCAACGAUAAUAACCAGCUUUGGUGCCAGCCAUGGAAGUCCCAUCCAUGA
Messenger RNA from Striga hermonthica, 450 nucleotides. The record is from the annotation of a GenBank genome assembly. NCBI's taxonomy places the organism in Eukaryota, Viridiplantae, Streptophyta, Magnoliopsida, Lamiales, Orobanchaceae.